GCCCGCCUCCGCGCUCUUCCGGCAAGAGCAGGUCGCCGAGGUGGCCGAGCCCACGCCGGGGGGGGGCCAGGGGCCUCCGCGGGCGCCCGUCACGUGGCUGGCCGUGCCGCGGCCCACGGCGCAGGUGCAGCUCAUCGCUUCGGAGCACCACGCGCAGGUCGGGUCGGCGACUCUGCGGGUGCUGCGCUGCGUGCCGCCUGCCGCGCGCGAGAGGCUGGCGGCCAGCACGAGCGAGGUGCUCAUAAGGGCGGUGCGCGCAGGCGUGUGCCUCGAGGAGGUGGAGGAGCUCUGCCGCGGCGCCCGCGAGCUUGGCCCUGGCGCGCUGGAGCACCCAGGGGCGGCUGAGGCCCUAGAUGUCGCCGCCAACAUGGGCAACAUGGCUGUGGUCGGGGUGCUGCUGCGGGCCGGGGUGCGGGCCAGCAUGGACAGCGUGCGCAGGGCAGAGAAGGCAGGCCAGCUGGACCUCGCGAUGCGCAUCUUCACGCACCUGGCCGGGGACACCAGCCGGCCCAUGCUGGCCAGGGCGCUGGCCGAGAGGCUGCCCGACGUGGCAGAGAGGCUGGUGAAGGACGACCCCGACGCGCUGGACGACCUGCCCGCGGACGGUGGCUCGGCGGCCAAGAUGGCGCACUCGGCCAUGGCGUGGACGGUGCUGGCCAUGCUCAUCGGCCGCGGCGACCCGCUGCCCGCCCCGCCGAGGCAGCUGCUAGACUAUGCGCUGCGCGCUGGCCACGCCGGCCUGGCGCGGGUGCUGCUGUCGCACAACGAGGGCUUCGAGGACAUGGAGAAGAGCCUGCGCACCUGCCUGGAGAACGGGCGCGUGGAGAUCGUGCGCGAGGCCCUGGAGGCGCAGUGGCGCGUGCGCGCCAGCCUCUGGAGCGACUCGACUGGCCCGCCGCUGCUGUCGCUGGAGUGCGGCCCCGCCGACGAGCCCGCCGAGUGCGGGGUGUGCUUCGACUCGCUGCACGUCAACCCUGGGGUGUUCGUCGGCGCGCAGGGCUUCCGAGUCUGCCCGCACUUCAUCUGCCUCGACUGCGCGGAGCACGUGCAGGACGAGGCCGUCGCCCGGCACCAGCGCUGGCGGCAGCGCAACGACCGGCGCUUCCCGGAGCCCCCUGGGCCCGUCUGCCCGCUGUGCCGCGCGCCCUUCAAGAGCGCGGUGCGGCUCAAGGAGCCCACCGUCGACCCGCGGAGCUUCUUCCGGCUGGCCUGCGUGCCCGACGACCGUGAGCACGGCGGCGGCGGGGAGGACGUGGCGGAGCGUCGCGCGGAGGACCUGCGACUGAAGAGGAAUAUCGCGCUCGGCGCCCUUACGGCGCUGCUGCCGGUGAUCAAGGGAGGGGAACAAACCAGACCCCAAAGAACGGCGUUUACUGGAAGUCCUGGGCCCCGGGCGUUCACUAAAAUUGCCCUGCCCUGUUCGAUUUGUUGCUCCAUGUGCGUUCAGUCAAGGACUUCGCUUGUAGGACUGGCUAUUCUGAGGGUAUUUUCUCUGCCCUCUACAGUCAGCGCGCGUGGCAUGGGUGAGUAA
This is a messenger RNA of Prorocentrum cordatum, 1531 nucleotides long. NCBI's taxonomy places the organism in Eukaryota, Dinophyceae, Prorocentrales, Prorocentraceae. The record is from the annotation of a GenBank genome assembly.